GUGCGUGACAUAAAGCAGUCGAAGCGUUUGAGGCCGCACAAUAUACGCAGAAUACAGUUUUUACGCAGAUUUCCUCCAGAACCGCCGCGACACGAUGAACAACAAAGGUUCCUAUCCACAGCAGACGGUGUACCCUCAGCAGAGCACCGCUCCUGCUUACCCUCCUGCUAUGCAAAUGUCUCCUCAGGCUCCUCCUUACACAGAUGCUCCACCUGCGUAUACAGAUAUAUACCAGCCCAGAUAUGUGCUUCCCCCGCAGGUGCCUGGACAGGCCACCAUGUCCUCUCCGUACGCUGGAGCUCAGAUGUUCAUGCCUCUGCAGCAGCCCAUGGGUGUGGGGCACAUGGGGCAGAAUGUGCCCAUGGCCUAUUACCCCAUAGGAGCAUUGUACCCCCCUGGCUCCACUGUAAUGGUGGAAGGGGGCUAUGAUGCAGGGGCGCGCUUUGGUGCAGGCAGCAGUGCUUCUAUCCCACCACCACCUCCCGGACACCCCCCCAAUGCCGCACAGCUGGCCGCGAUGCAGGGGGCAAACGUGGUCAUGGCACAGCGCAAGAAUAACUUCUUCUUGGGCGGUUCCAGUGGAGGAUACACCAUCUGGUAACAGCAGCUCUGCCCCAUGUCCCAACGCCCCAGUUCUUCCUGUAUCGUUUAUGGUCAAGGCUGCUUGUUCAUGCCACAACACUGAGUUCACAUAAGGAAUGUACUAUAAGCCCAUGUAAAAGGUACAGUACUCCACUUCACUACAAAGAACAAGAACCGAAAUAAGGCCUAUAGAAACCAGUGUGAAGUAAAGCGACUCCUGCAUUCUGUACAUGUGAUAAAAUGUUUGUAUAUCCAAUAGCAUUACAUGUGUUAGUACUUAGCUGCUUUCAAUACAGUCUAAAUGCAUCUACAAAAUGAAACAUACACUCUUAGAAAAUGACUGUAAUUUUUCGAAUUUUAGUUUAGUGCAAUACUAGCUGUGAAGUGGUAAGUGUAAGUACUAAUGGGAAGUAUAGAUCGAACUAUAAAAAUCUGUAUCAUUAAGUGUCAAUGAUGUUUGUACAAGACCCAAUUACAAUAAAAAUGUUGUUAUCAAGUUCCAUUUUAAUGAAAAGAUUCGUGCAACAUCCAUAGUGGUCUACUGUACCUUGAUGGGCAAUUUUAAAUUAAUGUAUUCAAGUGCCAAAGAGCACCGGGGACAACCCUAAUCUAAGCAAAUUAGCUUUAGGAAAGACACUUUGCUAAAUCUAACUAGUUUGUUGAAUAUAUUGGAGUGGUUGGUUUAACAUUAUUGCUUUUCAUCUUUCUAUUUGAUAGUCGGAUACCCAGAGGUUUUUGGGUUUUUUUUUUUCAUAUUAUUGUUUUUUUAAAUUUUUUGAUAAACUGGAAAUUCCACUUCCAGUUGUAAUACUUAUUUAUUUCUAGUAUUUUUUGUAAUGAGCAUGUUUUUAAUGUCAGGUAACUUUGUUGCACUUUUGUCUCAUUUUCCAUAAUUUUGAGGGUGUGGUUGGUGAAUUUAAAUUUACGCCAAAAACAAUGCACUACAAAAAAGGACUUUUUACAUGAUGUUAAAUGACUUGAAUUCAGAAUGUUAAUCUUUCAUUUUAACCAUUUGGAAUUUAUUUACUUAAGCUUAAAGGAUAAAAUAUGUUAAACAUGUCAGUGAAUGGGGUAAAAAAUGCACAGUGCAUUUACAAGGAAUGAUAAUAAAAUGUUAAAACUAACUAGUCAGAUGCUAUGAAGUAAAUACAAUAACCUAAUAUAUCAAUAAAUUGUGAUAACUACUAUAAAAUAUGAUUAAAAGUCUGAUUCAAGCCAUUUUAAAAGGUCACCUGUGUGUCUCCAUGUAAAUGUUAUAGUUUUUCCUGGAAUUUUCCACAGUAUGUAUUUUAACACAUUUAUCUUACAUUUAUUAUUUCAGUUACAGGUGUUACUACAUAAAUAUACCUUGAAAACCAUUCAUUCCUACAGUGAGAGAUUUAUUCUCCAUGGAUCUGACCUGUAACUGGUGAAGCCUGGUGGCAUGGGUGUAAGCUUCAAAUUCUGGACCCUGGGUACUCAUUAUUUUGGUGGGCCCACACUACAUUUUGUCUUAUGAAAAAUGCACAUUACAGGCUUUGUGAAGGGCCCCUUCUUGCAUUGGGCCCUGCGUUAUCAGUACUCUCCAGUCUGACGCACCUGCCUGGUGAUCUCACUUGGUUGUCUAUGACAAUAAAUAACUUCAAUGCCAUACUGUGGAAAUGUAUCCAUGGAGAUGAGGUGGUUUUGAACCCUUCACCAGAAAAUAUACAUAGUGUACCUUGUGUUAGAUCUAGACUUUGGUGUAUUAGAACUCUCCAUUAUUUGGUUAAUGGGCCUUUAACAUGACAUAAGGUGAGAAUAUAUGUCCAAUAUGGCUGAUUCUUUUAUGUUUAGAAAUUGCACUUUUUUUGUGUAGUCACAACCCACGAAGGAUGAGAGAGUAUCAUUUUAGUGUUAUGAUUAUGAAAAGUAAUAGAUUUUUACAAGAUUGCAAUUAUUGAUACCAUGGGCCAAAGUCAAAGCUUGGCCAGUGAAAUAAAAACUAACUCCUUCAAUUAAUAAUUCAACAUUGAGCUCCACUAGAAUUAUUAGACCAGCUUUAUUAAUGCUAAUUGACAUAAGAGAGAUUUUUAUAUAGUUUCAUUAUACCAUAACAUAGAUAAUCUUAAUUGUACAAUCGAUUUUUCCUGACAUCCCUAAAGCUAACUCACUUUUAACUGUUAUUUCUAUCAUGCACGGCAAAAACAUUCAGAUGGAGAGGUGCGAGCUUUUCCUUAUUUUUUUUCCAUUACUUUUUGUAUGUAUUUCUUGUAUAUCGAGCCUUCAUUAUAAUGUUGUGCUUGUUAGUAUAGUAAACUUGCACUGACUCUUCUAUUUCACAGGAUGACUGUUUUGUGCUGCUAAUACUCGGAGCAACAACUUUCCAUAUGGUGUUGUCUAGCCAGUUUAAACAUGUGCCAGAAGUAGAAAUGCCAUUUUUGUGAACUUAUUUUUUUGUUAAUACAUAUUCAUUUAGAUUUCAUAUUAAUUAAAUGUAACUGGGUAUCCGACAUUACGCUAUGUUUUAAAAGCUGUGGCCUGUAGAAACUUUGGUAUUGAAUCAAAAUAAUUAUCUUAAACUGCAACACUUGGAUCUAUAGGGGUUAAAAUGACUUGAAUUCACAAUAUCCAUCAUGGUUUUAGAACUUUGUUGGUUUAAAGUUUUGAGAGUUUUAAAAAAUAGAUUUCAAGGUAUUUGUCACACUUCCUACUGCAGUUGGUGGAGUAGUUUUUUGUUUUGUUUUUUUCAGUUCAAUUUUCAUACACAAUUGGCAAAAUGUGUUUAAAAAUGAGAAAAACAAUAUCUUGCAACCAAUCAAAUUAGGUCCAACCAUUUAUCACAUAUGAACUAUUAAUUUAUUAAUAUUCAAAAUUCAUACAAGUAAACUGUGUAGAUUUUCCUUUUUUGCUCUAGGUGUCAGUAGUGAGUUUUGUAUGUUUUAUUCCAUAACUUUAUACAUAUCUGACAUAACCGAGAAUAAACACUGGCCACUGCUUUUAAAAAAUAUUAAUUUCAUCACAUUUUUACUUGUAUUGCUGCAUAAUAGUGCAUUUGUUCUAGCAAUAUAAAGUACUGUAAAUUACAGCUGACCAGUAGAUGCUAUGCCAACCACAGCAAAUGGAAAACUCUUGAAGGAGAAUGAACAUUUAUAGUUCAGGGAUUCUUUUUACAACAUUUUGUAAAAAAAAAACAACAAAAAAACACACAUGUACUGAAGUGAUGUAAUGUUCUUUGGUACUCAUUUUAUCUUUUAAGAUUACAAAAAGGAGGAGAGUGUCACUUGAGUUUUGAUGGAAAAGAGAGAAGGUGCACUUAACUUUUUUAUACUAAACUUAAAAUUUAAAAUGGUUUGGUUUAGAAUAAAGGUUAUUUUGAAAAAUUAGA
Messenger RNA from Boleophthalmus pectinirostris (great blue-spotted mudskipper), 3928 nucleotides. It is a transcript of the gene dazap2, whose product is annotated as DAZ associated protein 2. The record is from RefSeq and is a predicted model, not a curated record. The coding region runs from base 95 to 601 and encodes 168 amino acids. The transcript has 4 exons. Lineage: Eukaryota; Metazoa; Chordata; Actinopteri; Gobiiformes; Gobiidae.